Messenger RNA from Paramecium pentaurelia, 461 nucleotides. NCBI's taxonomy places the organism in Eukaryota, Ciliophora, Oligohymenophorea, Peniculida, Parameciidae. The record is from the annotation of a GenBank genome assembly.
AUGAUAAGCAUCAAACUGAUUGAAGAACUCUAAAAAAAUCUAUAUUAAUUAAAAUUUAAUUUUGUUCAAUAACUAGAUUAAUUAAUUGGAAAUGUAGAUGAAUCGAUCAAAUAUGUAUUAACGAUUGGAUAAUAAAAUGUUACUUAUAGUUAUUAUGAAGAAUUGGAAAAAUUAAUUAUCGACAAAAAGUUGGAUUAAUUUAAUCUCCAACCAUUAAUUGAUCAAAUUAAUUAAAUUAACAUAUCAUGUAAUCAAAAAAGUGAAAAGAAAUUAAACUCAUUUUAAUCAUUUUAAUAUAGCCAAAAAUGCGAAGAAAUAUUAAAAAAGCUAAAAAAUAUAUAAGGAACAAAAGAAAAUAUUUAAGAAUAAAUAUUAAAUAAAGUAAAAUGUAUUAAAUUAUUAUGUAGAAAUAAAAGGAUGUGAUUUAAGUUGAGAAUGAAUAGAAGUAAUUAGAAUAAUGA